AUGUCUCACUAUGCUAAAUUUAUGAAACAUUUAUUCUCUAGAAAGCAUAAGUUGCAGGAAUUUGAGAUAGUGGCUCUUACAGAGGAGUGUAGCGCUAUUAUUCAAAAGAAAUUCCCACUAAAGCUCAGAGAUCCAGGAAGCUUCAACAUUCCAAUUACGAUAGGCAACAUUAAUGUUGGUCGGACAUUAUGCGAUCUUGGAGCAAGCAUCAACCUCAUGCCAUUGUCAGUAAUGAAGUCUUUGGGGAUUUCAGAAUUAAAGCCUAUUAUAGUCUCAUUGCAACUUGCUGAUAGAUCUUUGAGAAGACCAAAUAGAGUCAUUGAAGACAUCCUCGUCGAGGUUGACUAA
Gastrolobium bilobum is the source of this 348-nucleotide messenger RNA. RefSeq lists its product as uncharacterized. The record is from RefSeq and is a predicted model, not a curated record. The coding region runs from base 1 to 348 and encodes 115 amino acids. NCBI's taxonomy places the organism in Eukaryota, Viridiplantae, Streptophyta, Magnoliopsida, Fabales, Fabaceae. The transcript has a single exon.